Molecule: messenger RNA, 441 nt
Organism: Mesorhabditis spiculigera
Lineage: Eukaryota; Metazoa; Nematoda; Chromadorea; Rhabditida; Rhabditidae
Source: the annotation of a GenBank genome assembly
AUGAACGCCUACAAGCCGCUCGACGACGACAAGAUCUACGUCAACCAGAAGAUCCCCGGCACAGAUGGACAACUACGGCCCGAUUACACCAUCAUCAACGACCGCCUCAAGACCAUCACCAUCAUCGAUGUGACGAUGCCGUUCGAGAAUGGGGAUGUGUCGAUCUUCGAAGAUGCACGCCGUGAGAAGGAGCGCAAGUACCUGCCCAUCCUCGACAAGUACUCCACCGACGGCUACGACACGUUCCUGGGCGCAUGGAUGGUCGGACCACUCGGAGGAUGGGACGCCGCGAACAACGACAUCCAACGAAGGCUGAAGAUCUCCGUCAAGUAUGGCCAGCUGAUGCGUCUUCUGAUGGUCGCCGACUCGAUUCGCUGGAGCAGGGACAUCUACGUGGAACAUGUGACGGGCCAACGCCAAUACAAGCUCGACGACCCCCAA